CUAAUUUAUAAUUUUUAUGUUUUUAGGUGCACGUCUUAUGCAUAAAUAUAAUGCUCAUGGUGCUACCGAUGUAACAGGAUUCGGCAUUCUUGGUCAUGCUCAAAAUUUAGCAAAAAACCAAAAAAAUGAAGUUUCCUUUGUUAUUCACAAUCUACCCAUCAUUGCUAAAAUGGCUGCAGUUGGUAGAGCUUGUAGCAGUAUGUUCCAAUUAUUACAAGGAUACUCUCCUGAAACCUCUGGUGGGUUGUUAAUUUGUUUACCACGAGAACAAGCGGCUGCUUUUUGUAAAGAUAUUGAAAAACAAGAAGGAUAUUCAGCUUGGAUUAUUGGCAUUGUAGAAAAAGGAAAUAGAACUGCUCGAAUAAUUGAUAAACCUAGAGUUAUUGAAGUGCCUAGCAAAGAAAAAGAUGGUGAACUAUGGUAAACAAAAAAAUGGAAAAAUUCAACUGUUUAAUUCAACAAAAAAGAAACAAAUAUUCUAAUUACUAACUGAUUGAUUGUAUCUUUCAACUUAUAUACUUUUUUCGAUUCCUUUUUUUCUAAACUUUCAAUUAUCACAAUUUCAA
Messenger RNA from Tetranychus urticae (two-spotted spider mite), 566 nucleotides. The record is from RefSeq and is a predicted model, not a curated record. Lineage: Eukaryota; Metazoa; Arthropoda; Arachnida; Trombidiformes; Tetranychidae.